Molecule: messenger RNA, 1083 nt
Organism: Vitrella brassicaformis
Lineage: Eukaryota; Vitrellaceae
Source: the annotation of a GenBank genome assembly
CUGCAGGCGAUCUGCAAGCAGCAUACGAUCACCUCCUCGCUGCAGUGGCCGAGUCUCGUGACCAACAUGUACAUACGCACAUGCAGGCAUGUAGCAUGAACAGGUAGGGAGGCACUGCAGGGGCAGGCAGACAGACCUGCAAUGUCGGGACGGCAGACCGGAACGUGUAGGAUAGAUAGAUGCCCCCUCUCAAUACACGCCAUCAGACGAAUGACUGACUGCCCCUCGCACUCAGACUGAGGUGGGAAUCCACCCUCGAGGGGCCUCAGUGGUGUUCGUACCGAGCUGCCUGCCUACACGCACACACCGUCUACACCCCCAGUCAGUGCAAAUUGGUCUGCCCAUUACAAGCAUGAUCGGCUGGAAACGAGAGAAUGGUUUAACGGUCAUGUCCCAGGUGGCCAUCGGCCUAGUCCCAUUGUCUUCCAUACACGUGCAACGGGAACCCACGCACGCUCCACAUGCACAAAGGUACUCAGGGGGCACACUCACGAGAUCUUCAAAGCAAGACCCACAGCCGUCCGCGAUACCUGGUCGUUUGCAGGACUGUCGCUGUAGAUCUGGCCGAGUCGCUCCUGAUAUGCACUUCCCUGGGCCUCUCCCAUGCCACAAAGCCGUCCCUCUUCGGCGCCGGGAGCUCCAUCCGCUACACGAAGGUCAGUUGCAGGAUGGCAACCUCUCGACUUUGUUCAAAAGACAGCCCUGUUCGGGUGCGCGUCGUCGGCAGAUCCCGCCGCGCCUCGAUUCGAGGACGCGCAGGAACGAGUGACAUCGUCACUUCAUGCCAAGUGCGCAGCGGAUUCACGGAAGCCCUAGGUGGCCCAACGGCCUGGUUCCUUGUUGUCCCACAUGGAACAUGCAGCACGAAACAGGCAACAUGCAACGUGCAACACGCAACACGCACAUGCAAGAGGGCAGAAGCAGUAGGCGGGUAGAUCUACAAAUGGCAACAUAUAUGACAGACACGCAACAUCGCACGCACGUCACCCCGGCGGACGGCCUGUGUGGGGUGGCCAUCUGGCUCUUGAAAAACCCCAGUGACGUGCGCUUCACGCUACGGCCCCACACGUGUAUGGCGUGCAA